GCGCCUCUCCCCGGCCGGGCGGACACUUGGUUCAUUCCAGCCGCAGAAGCUGAGGGCUCCCGCGUACCGGGAUUUUUUCCGAGCAGAAAAAAGCUCCAGAGCUCUCCUGACCUCCUUUCUCCUCAGCGGCGAGUGGAGCCUCUCCCUCGGCGCUGCCGGCCGCGCCAUGCCGCGCUCGCGGGGACGGAAGCAGGGGCGCUGCGGCUGCCCCGCGGGGAGGGCUCGUGGUGAAGCCGGGAUUUCGGCGCUGGUGCCGGGCGCUGGGAGCCGCUGGGGCCGCUCGCCGCCGCUGCCGCCGCCGCUGCUGCUGCUGCUGGGCUGGGGGCUGCUCAGUGCCUCGGCCGCCGCGGGCCAGAACUGCACGUUCCAACUGCAGGGUCCCAAUGGCACCGUGGAGAGCCCAGGCUUCCCUUAUGGCUACCCCAAUUACGCCAACUGCACAUGGACCAUCACCGCGGAGGACCAGCACAGGAUCCAGCUUGUGUUCCAGUCCUUUGCCCUGGAGGAGGACUUUGAUGUCCUGUCGGUGUUUGAUGGACUGCCCCAGCCAGAGAACCUGCGAACCAGACUCACUGGCUUUCAGCUGCCGGCCACCAUCGUCAGCGCUGCCACCACCCUCUCUCUGCGCCUCAUCAGUGACUAUGCAGUCAGCGCGCAGGGUUUUCAUGCCAGCUACGAAGUUCUCCCCAGCCACACGUGCGGGAACCCCGGGAGGCUGCCCAACGGUGUCCAGCAGGGCUCAACCUUCAACCUCGGCGAUAAGGUCCGCUACAGCUGCAACCCCGGCUUCUUCCUGGAGGGCCACGCCGUGCUCACCUGCCACGCCAGCUCCGAGAACAGUGCCACGUGGGACUUUCCGCUGCCCUCCUGCAGAGCGGACGAUGCGUGCGGCGGGACCCUGCGGGGCCAGAGCGGUAUCAUCUCCAGCCCACACUUCCCCGCGGAGUACCACAACAACGCCGACUGCACCUGGACCAUCCUGGCUGAGCUGGGGGACACUAUCGCGCUGGUGUUUAUUGACUUCCAGCUGGAGGACGGUUACGACUUUCUGGAAGUCACGGGGACCGAAGGCUCCUCCCUCUGGUUCACUGGAGCCAGCCUCCCGGCCCCCGUUAUCAGCAGCAAGAACUGGCUGCGGCUGCACUUCACGUCCGACGGCAACCACCGGCAGCGCGGCUUCAGUGCCCAGUACCAAGUCAAGAAGCAAAUCGAGUUGAAGUCUCGAGGUGUGAAGCUGAUGCCCAGCAAAGAUAACAACCAGAAGACGUCUGUGUUAACUCAGGUUGGUGUGUCCCAAGGGCAUAAUAUGUGUCCAGACCCUGGCAUACCUGAAAGGGGCAAAAGACUAGGCUCAGAUUUCAGGUUAGGAUCCAGCGUCCAGUUCACCUGCAACGAGGGUUAUGACCUGCAAGGGUCCAAGCGGAUCACCUGUAUGAAAGUCAGUGACAUGUUCGCAGCCUGGAGUGACCACAGGCCGGUCUGCCGAGCCCGCAUGUGUGAUGCCCACCUUCGAGGCCCCUCGGGCAUCAUCACCUCCCCCAAUUUCCCCAUUCAAUACGACAACAAUGCACACUGUGUGUGGAUCAUCACAGCACUCAACCCCGCCAAGGUGAUCAAGCUGGCCUUUGAGGAGUUUGACCUGGAGAGAGGCUACGACACCCUCACGGUCGGGGACGGAGGGCAGGAUGGGGACCAGAAGACUGUUCUCUACAUCCUGACAGGUAACUCGGUCCCGGAUCUCAUCGUCAGCACCAACCAUCAAAUGUGGCUCCUCUUCCAGACCGAUGGCAGCGGCAGCUCCCUGGGCUUCAAGGCUUCUUACGAAGAGAUCGAGCAGGGCAGCUGUGGAGAUCCUGGCAUACCUGCCUACGGCCGGAGGGAAGGCUCCCGGUUCCGCCACGGUGAUACCCUCCACUUUGAGUGCCAACCUGCCUUCGAGCUGGUGGGGCAGAAGGCAAUCACGUGCCAAAAGAAUAACCAAUGGUCGGCUAAGAAGCCAGGCUGCGUGUUCUCCUGCUUCUUCAACUUCACCAGCCCCUCUGGGGUCGUCCUGUCCCCCAACUACCCGGAGGACUAUGGCAACCACCUCCACUGCGUCUGGCUCAUUCUCGCCCGGCCAGAAAGCCGCAUCCACCUGGCCUUCAAUGACAUCGACGUGGAACCUCAGUUUGACUUCCUGGUCAUCAAGGAUGGGGCCACCGCCGAGGCCCCGGUCCUGGGCACCUUCUCAGGAAACCAGCUCCCCUCCUCCAUCACAAGCAGCGGCCACGUGGCCCGUCUGGAGUUCCAGACUGACCACUCCACCGGGAAGAGGGGCUUCAACAUCACCUUUACCACCUUCCGACAUAAUGAGUGUCCAGAUCCAGGCGUUCCAGUGAACGGCAAACGGUUUGGUGACAGCCUCCAGCUGGGAAGCUCCAUCUCCUUCCUCUGCGACGAAGGCUUCCUGGGGACUCAGGGCUCAGAGACCAUCACCUGCAUCCUGAAGGAGGGCAGUGUGGUCUGGAACAGCGCCGUGCUGCGGUGUGAAGCUCCCUGCGGUGGCCAUCUGACGUCACCUAGUGGCACCAUCCUGUCUCCGGGCUGGCCUGGCUUCUACAAGGAUGCCCUGAGCUGCGCCUGGGUGAUUGAAGCCCAGCCAGGCUACCCCAUCAAAAUCACCUUCGACAGAUUUAAAACCGAGGUCAACUAUGACACACUGGAAGUGCGAGAUGGCCGGACGUACUCGGCGCCCUUGAUCGGGGUUUACCAUGGGACCCAGGUCCCCCAGUUCCUCAUCAGCACCAGCAACUACCUCUACCUCCUCUUCUCUACCGACAAGAGCCACUCGGACAUCGGCUUCCAGCUCCGUUACGAGACCAUCACACUGCAGUCAGACCACUGUCUGGACCCAGGGAUCCCCGUCAACGGGCAGCGUCAUGGGAAUGACUUCUACGUGGGUGCUCUGGUGACCUUCAGCUGUGACUCAGGCUACACUUUAAGCGACGGGGAGCCCCUGGAAUGUGAGCCCAACUUCCAGUGGAGCCGGGCCCUGCCCAGUUGUGAAGCACUCUGUGGUGGCUUCAUUCAAGGCUCCAGUGGGACCAUUUUGUCACCAGGGUUCCCUGACUUCUACCCCAACAACUUGAACUGCACCUGGGUCAUCGAAACAUCACAUGGCAAGGGUGUAUUCUUCACUUUUCACACCUUCCACCUGGAGAGUGGCCACGACUACCUCCUCAUCACGGAGAACGGCAGCUUCACACAGCCCCUGCGGCAGCUGACUGGCUCGCGGCUGCCGGCCCCCAUCAGUGCCGGGCUCUACGGCAACUUCACGGCCCAGGUCCGCUUCAUUUCCGACUUCUCCAUGUCCUACGAAGGCUUCAACAUCACCUUCUCAGAAUAUGACUUGGAGCCCUGUGAGGAGCCCGAGGUCCCAGCCUACAGCAUCCGCAAGGGCUUGCAGUUUGGUGUAGGGGACACCCUGACCUUCUCCUGCUUCCCCGGGUACCGGCUGGAGGGCACGGCCCGCAUCACGUGCCUGGGGGGCAGACGGCGCCUGUGGAGUUCGCCUCUGCCAAGGUGUGUUGCCGAGUGUGGGAAUUCGGUCACGGGCACUCAGGGCACUUUGCUGUCCCCCAACUUUCCUGUGAACUACAAUAACAACCACGAAUGUAUCUACUCCAUCCAGACCCAGCCGGGAAAGGGGAUUCAGCUCAAAGCCAGGGCAUUUGAACUCUCUGAAGGAGACGUCCUCAAGGUCUACGAUGGCAACAACAACUCUGCCCGUUUGCUGGGGGCGUUCAGCCGCUCCGAGAUGCUGGGGGUGACACUGAACAGCACAUCCAGCAGUCUGUGGCUGGAUUUCAUCACGGAUGCCGAGAACACCAGCAAGGGCUUUGAGCUGCAGUUUUCCAGUUUUGAACUCAUCAAAUGUGAGGACCCGGGAACCCCCCAGUUUGGCUACAAGGUUCAUGAUGGAGGCCAUUUUGCCGGGAGCUCCGUGUCCUUCAGCUGUGACCCUGGGUACAGCCUGCGGGGCAGCGAGGAGCUGCUGUGUCUGAGCGGGGAGCGCAGGACCUGGGACCGGCCGCUACCCACUUGUGUUGCUGAGUGUGGAGGGACAGUGCAAGGAGAAGUGUCCGGGCAAGUGCUGUCACCCGGGUAUCCAGCUCCCUACGAACACAACCUCAACUGCAUCUGGAUCAUCGAGGCUGAUGCCGGCUGCACCAUUGGGCUCCACUUCCUGGUGUUCGACACGGAGGAGGUCCACGACGUGCUGCGCAUCUGGGAUGGGCCCGUGGAGAGCGGGGUUCUGCUGCGAGAGCUCAGCGGCCCCGCCCUGCCCAAGGACCUGCACAGCACCUUCAACUCGGUCGUUCUGCAGUUCAGCACUGACUUCUUCACCAGCAAGCAGGGCUUUGCCAUUCAGUUCUCAGUGUCCACAGCAACAUCCUGCAAUGACCCUGGGGUCCCCCAGAAUGGGAGCCGGAGUGGUGACAGCUGGGAAGCCGGUGACUCCACAGUGUUCCAGUGUGACCCCGGCUACGCGCUGCAGGGAAGCGCAGAGAUCAACUGUGUGAAGAUCGAGAAUAGAUUCUUCUGGCAGCCCAGCCCGCCAACGUGCAUCGCUCCCUGCGGGGGAGACCUAACGGGGCCAUCAGGCGUCAUUCUGUCACCAAAUUACCCAGAGCCCUACCCGCCAGGCAAGGAGUGUGACUGGAAGGUGACUGUCUCGCCAGACUACGUCAUCGCCCUGGUAUUUAACAUCUUUAACUUGGAGCCUGGCUAUGACUUCCUCCAUAUCUACGACGGACGGGACUCUCUCAGCCCUCUCAUAGGAAGCUUCUAUGGCUCCCAGCUCCCAGGCCGCAUCGAGAGCAGCAGCAACAGCCUCUUCCUGGCCUUCCGCAGUGACGCAUCUGUGAGCAAUGCCGGCUUCGUCAUCGACUACACAGAAAACCCACGGGAGUCAUGUUUUGAUCCUGGUUCCAUCAAGAACGGCACUCGAGUGGGGUCCGACCUGAAGCUGGGCUCCUCUAUCACCUACUACUGCCACGGGGGCUAUGAGGUGGAGGGCUCUUCGACCCUGAGCUGCAUCCUGGGGCCCGAUGGGAAGCCUGUGUGGAACCAUCCACGGCCAGUGUGCACAGCCCCCUGCGGGGGACAGUAUGUGGGUUCAGACGGAGUGGUCUUGUCCCCCAACUAUCCCCAGAACUACACCAGUGGACAGAUCUGCCUCUAUUUUGUCACCGUGCCCAAGGACUAUGUGGUGUUUGGACAGUUUGCCUUCUUCCACACGGCCCUCAAUGACGUGGUGGAGGUGCACGACGGCCACGACCAACAUUCUCGGCUCCUCAGCUCCCUGUCCGGCUCCCACACAGGAGAAUCGCUGCCCUUGGCCACCUCCAAUCAAGUCCUCAUUAAGUUCAGUGCCAAAGGCCAAGUACCAGCCAGAGGCUUCCAUUUUGUCUACCAAGCGGUGCCCCGAACCAGCGCCACGCAGUGCAGCUCAGUGCCGGAACCCCGCUAUGGCAAGAGGCUGGGCAGUGACUUCUCCGUGGGGGCUGUCGUCCGCUUCGAAUGCAACUCCGGCUAUGCCCUGCAGGGGUCCCCAGAAAUCGAGUGCCUCCCUGUGCCCGGGGCCUUGGCCCAGUGGAAUGUCUCAGCACCAACGUGCGUGGUGCCCUGUGGAGGCAACCUCACGGAGCGCAGGGGCACCAUCCUGUCCCCCGGCUUCCCGGAGCCCUACCUCAACAGCCUCAAUUGUGUGUGGAAGAUCAUGGUCCCUGAAGGCGCUGGCAUCCAGAUUCAAGUCAUCAGUUUUGUCACAGAGCAGAACUGGGACUCCCUGGAAGUGUUUGAUGGUGCAGACAACACUGUAACCAUGCUGGGGAGUUUCUCAGGAACGACUGUGCCUGCCCUUCUGAACAGCACCUCCAAUCAGCUCUACCUGCAUUUCUACUCAGAUAUCAGCGUGUCUGCAGCCGGCUUCCACUUGGAGUACAAAACGGUGGGCCUGAGCAGCUGUCCAGAACCUGCUGUGCCCAGUAACGGAGUGAAGACUGGCGAGCGCUAUUUGGUGAAUGACGUGGUCUCUUUCCAUUGUGAGCCGGGAUAUGCCCUCCAGGGCCACGCACACAUCUCCUGCAUGCCCGGGACCGUGCGGCGCUGGGACUACCCACCUCCGCUCUGUAUUGCGCAGUGUGGGGGAGCAGUGGAAGACAUGGAGGGGGUGAUCCUGAGCCCCGGCUUCCCGGGCAACUACCCCAGCAACAUGGACUGUUCCUGGAAAAUAGCCCUGCCCGUGGGCUUUGGAGCUCACAUCCAGUUCCUGAACUUCUCCACGGAGCCCAACCAUGACUUCAUCGAAAUCCGGAAUGGCCCCUACGAGACCAGCCGCAUGAUGGGCAGAUUCAGCGGGAGCGAGCUGCCCAGCGCCCUGCUCUCCACGUCCCACGAGACCACCGUGUACUUCCACAGCGACCACUCCCAGAACCGGCCGGGAUUCAAGCUGGAGUACCAGGCCUAUGAACUUCAAGAGUGCCCAGACCCAGAGCCCUUUGCCAAUGGCAUCGUAAGGGGUGCUGGCUACAACGUUGGGCAGUCUGUGACCUUCGAGUGCCUCCCUGGGUAUCAACUGAUGGGCCACCCUGUUCUCACAUGUCAGCACGGCACCAACCGGAACUGGGACCACCCCCUGCCCAGGUGUGAAGUCCCCUGUGGCGGGAACAUCACCUCUUUCAACGGCACCGUGUACUCCCCGGGCUUCCCCAGCCCCUACUCCAGCUCCCAGGACUGUGUCUGGCUCAUCACCGUACCCAUUGGUCACGGCGUCCGUCUCAACCUCAGCCUGCUGCAGACAGAGCCCUCCGGAGACUUCAUCACCGUCUGGGAUGGGCCACAGCAAACAGCUCCCCAGCUUGGAGCCUUCAGCCGGAGCUUGGCCAAGAAAACAAUGCACAGCUCGUCCAACCAGGUGCUGCUCAAGUUCCAUCGCGAUGCGGCCACCGGCGGGAUCUUCGCCAUAGCCUUCUCUGCUUAUCCACUCACCAAAUGCCCUCCUCCCAAUCUUCCCAACGCUGAAGUCGUCACCGAGAAUGAAGAAUUCAAUAUAGGUGACAUCGUACGCUACAGGUGCCUCCCUGGCUUUACCCUAGUGGGAAAUGAGAUCCUGACCUGCAAACUUGGAACUUACCUGCAGUUUGAAGGGCCACCCCCAAUAUGUGAAGUGCACUGCCCAACGAAUGAGCUUCUGACAGACUCCACAGGUGUGAUCCUGAGUCAGAGCUACCCUGGAAGCUACCCCCAGUUCCAGACCUGCUCUUGGCUGGUGAGAGUGGAGCCCGAUUAUAACAUCUCCCUCACAGUGGAGUACUUUCUCAGUGAGAAGCAGUAUGAUGAGUUCGAGAUCUUUGAUGGCCCCUCAGGACAGAGUCCUCUGCUGAAAGCCCUCAGUGGAAAUUACUCAGCUCCCCUGAUUGUCACCAGCUCCAGCAACUCUGUGUACCUGCGCUGGUCCUCCGACCACGCCUACAAUCGGAAGGGCUUUAAGAUUCGCUACUCAGCUUCCUACUGCAGCCUGCCCAGGGCUCCGCUCCAUGGCUACCUCCUGGGCCAGACCACCACCCAGCCCGGAGGCUCCAUCCACUUUGGCUGCAACGCGGGCUACCGCUUGGUGGGACACAGCAUGGCCAUCUGUACCCGGCACCCCCAGGGCUACUACCUGUGGAGCGAGGCCAUUCCUCUCUGUCAAGCUCUUUCCUGUGGGCUUCCUGAGGCCCCCAAGAACGGAAUGGUGUUUGGCAAAGAGUACACGGUGGGAACCAAGGCUGUGUACAGCUGCAGCGAAGGCUACCACCUCCAGGCAGGUGCUGAGGCCACAGCAGAGUGUCUGGAGACAGGCCUGUGGAGCAACCGCAACGUCCCCCCGCAGUGUGUCCCUGUGACCUGCCCUGAUAUCAGCAGCAUGAGUGUGGACCACGGCCGAUGGAGGCUCAUCUUCGAGACGCAGUACCAGUUCCAGGCCCAGCUGAUGCUCAUCUGUGACCCUGGCUACUACUACACUGGUCAGAGGGUCAUCCGCUGCCAGGCCAAUGGCAAAUGGAGCCUUGGCAACUCUCUGCCCACCUGCCAAAUCAUCUCCUGCGGAGAGCUUCCCGUCCCCCCCAACGGGCACCGCAUUGGAACACUGUCCGCCUACGGGGCCACGGCCAUCUUCUCCUGCAAUUCCGGGUACACGCUGGUGGGCUCCAGGGUGCGCGAGUGCAUGGCCAACGGGCUCUGGAGUGGCUCCGAGGUCCGCUGCCUUGCCGGACACUGUGGGACCCCUGAGCCCAUCGUCAAUGGGCACAUCAACGGGGAGAACUACAACUACCGGGGCAGCGUGGUGUACCAGUGCAACGCCGGCUUCCGCCUGAUCGGCAUGUCCGUGCGCAUCUGCCAGCAGGAUCAUCACUGGUCGGGCAAGACCCCUUUCUGUGUGCCAAUUACCUGUGGACACCCGGGCAACCCAACCAACGGCCUCACCCAGGGCAACCAGUUCAACCUCAAUGAUGUGGUCAAGUUUGUCUGCAACCCUGGAUACGUGGCCGAGGGGGCUGCCCGGUCCCAGUGCCUGGCCAGCGGGCAAUGGAGCAACGUGCUGCCCACCUGCCGAAUCAUCAACUGUACGGAUCCUGGGCACCAAGAAAACAGCAUUCGUCAAAUCCACGCCAGCGGCCCGCACAGGUUCAGCUACGGCACCACGGUGUCUUACCAGUGCAACCACGGCUUCUACCUCCUGGGCACCCCCGUGCUCAGCUGCCAGGGAGAUGGCACGUGGGACCGUCCCCGCCCUCAGUGUCUCUUGGUGUCCUGUGGCCACCCGGGCAUCCCGCCCCAUUCCCAGAUGUCGGGGGACAGCUAUACCGUGGGGGCGGUCGUGCGUUACAGCUGCAUGGGCAAACGGACUCUGGUGGGAAACGCCACCCGCAUGUGUGGGCUGGACGGACACUGGACUGGCUCCCUCCCCCACUGCUCAGGCACGAGCGUGGGAAUUUGUGGUGACCCUGGCACCCCAGCCCACGGCAUCCGUUUGGGGGACAGCUUUGCGCCGGGCAGCCUGAUGCGCUUCAGCUGUGACGCUGGCCAUGUGCUCCGGGGAUCGUCAGAGCGAACUUGUCAAGCCAACGGCUCGUGGAGCGGCACCCAGCCUGAGUGUGGAGUGAUCUCUUGUGGGAACCCCGGGACUCCAAGCAAUGCCCGAGUCGUGUUCAGUGACGGCCUGGUUUUCUCCAGCUCCAUCGUCUACGAGUGUCGGGAAGGGUACUACGCCGCUGGCCUGCUCAGCCGGCACUGCUCGGUCAAUGGCACCUGGACGGGCAGUGAGCCCGAGUGCAUAGUCAUAAACUGUGGGGACCCUGGGAUUCCAGCCAAUGGCCUCCGGCUGGGCAAUGACUUCAGAUACAACAAAACUGUGACCUACCAGUGCGUCCCUGGCUACAUGAUGGAGUCACACAGGGUGACCGUGCUGAGCUGCACCAAGGACCGGACGUGGAAUGGCACCAAGCCAGUCUGCAAAGCCAUCAUGUGCAAGCCGCCGCAGCUCGUCCCCAAUGGGAAAGUGGUGGGGUCCGACUUCACAUGGGGCUCCAGCGUGACGUACGCCUGUCUGGAGGGGUACCAGCUCUCCUUGCCUGCCGUGCUCACCUGCGAGGGAAACGGGUCCUGGACCGGAGAGCUGCCUCAGUGUUUCCCUGUGUUCUGCGGAGACCCCGGCGUCCCACCCCGUGGGAGAAGAGAGGACCGAGGCUUCUCAUACAGAUCGUCCAUUUCCUUCUCCUGCCAGCCCCCUCUGGUGCUGGUGGGCUCUCCACGGAGGUUCUGCCAGUCAGAUGGGACGUGGAGUGGUACCCAGCCCAGCUGCAUAGACCCGAUGCUGACCAUGUGUGCAGACCCUGGCAUGCCGCAGUUUGGGAUACAGAACAGUUCCCAGGGCUACCAGGUUGGAAGCACGGUGCUCUUCCGUUGUCAGAAAGGUUACCUGCUCCAGGGCUCCACCACCAGGACCUGCCUCCCCAACCUGACGUGGAGCGGAACCCCGCCCGACUGUGUCCCUCACCACUGCAAACAGCCAGAGACACCCACCCACGCCAACGUCGGGGCCCUGGACUUGCCCUCCAUGGGCUACACACUCAUCUAUUCCUGCCAGGAAGGCUUCUCCCUCAAGGGUGGCUCUGAGCACCGCACCUGCAAAGCAGAUGGCAGCUGGACAGGCAAACCGCCCAUCUGCCUGGCAGAGGUCCGGCCCAGUGGGAGACCCAUCAACACAGCCCGGGAGCCUCCGCUCACGCAAGCUUCAGUUCCUGGGGAUGUUUUUGCCAAGAAUUCCCUAUGGAAAGGGGCCUAUGAGUACCAGGGGAAGAAGCAGCCAGCCAUGCUCCGCGUGACUGGCUUCCAGGCCAUCAACAGCAAGGUCAAUGCCACCAUGAUUGACCACAGUGGUGUGGAGCUACACUUGGCGGGAAUCUACAAGAAAGAAGAUUUCCAUCUUCUCCUCCAAGUUUACCAGAUUACAGGGCCUGUGGAGAUCUUUGUGAAUAAGUUCAAAGAUGAUCGCUGGGCCUUAGAUGGGCAUGUCUCCUCAGAGUCCUCCGGAGGCACCUUCAUCUACCAGGGCUCCGUCAAGGGCCAAGGCUUCGGGCAGUUCGGCUUUCAAAGACUUGACCUCAGGCUGCUGGAGUCAGACCCCGAGUCCAUCGGCCGCCACUUUGCUUCCAACAGCAGCUCAGUGGCAGCCGCGAUCCUGGUGCCUUUCAUCGCGCUCAUCAUCGCGGGCUUCGUGCUCUAUCUGUACAAGCACAGGAGAAGACCCAAAGUUCCGUUCAAUGGCUACGCCGGCCACGAGAACACGAAUGUUCGAGCCACGUUUGAGAACCCGAUGUAUGACCGCAACAUCCAGCCCACAGACAUCAUGGCCACCGAGGCGGAGUUCACAGUCAGCACGGUGUGUACAGCGGUAUAGCCCCCGGCCUGGCCGCCCUCGCCGCCGCCACCGAGAGCCCCGCCUCCGGCAGCCGUUCUCCAGGGGACAGGAAGUAGGCUCCCCUGAGCACAGUGCCCAGUGCCCAUCUCGUCUGUCUCUCCGCCCGUGUCUGCUACCGCUGGGACUUGGGCCUUCGCCCUGCCACCACCCGCACCCGCCACCCUGGAGAGGACUCCUACUCUGCCCUGAUUGGGGGCCAUAGAGGAAGAAGGGCUGCAGAUGCUAUGGACUGAAACUAGCAAAGGAUUUUGUGGGUGUGCACAUGUGUGUAUGGGCCUGAACACACACACACACCCCUCUCCUUUGUUUGAAUUCAACGGAAGAGACCACAGAAGCUUAAAAAAGAGAAAUGUGUGUGCAAGAUGCCCCAUGCUCUGCUCCCCACAAACCCUGAGAGACGAGGUCAUGAAGAAGAAGCACGAUCAGAUCAGCAUGGAAACCAACACGCCCGUCCCGCUUGUCAGGCCCUGGGGGAUGUGUCAGCAGGACGCUUCCCCAGGGCGAUGGCAGCAGAGACCAGCCACCCGCAAGUGGGCAGUCCCAGCUGCAGGCAGGCAGCAAGGAUUACCCCAAGGGCAGGAGCCAGUCUUAAGAAAUCAUUUGGAAAUUAUUUUUUUCUGCCAUAAUUUUAUUCAGUUCUAAACCCAGUGAAUUAAAAAGCCCUUUUAGGUUGAAGGCAACACUGAAAAAGUGGGGCGCAUCCGGAGAGGUAAGGGCAGGAAGCUGGCCAAGAGCUUGCCAAGGUCAAGUCUUGGCUUGAAGAGAAUAGAAGCAAGUGUGUGGCCCAGACCAGGGACACCACCAAGUCUGCAGGCAUCAGAGAGGCGCUGGAAGGGACAGGACAGCAAGCCUACUCCAGGGUGCAAAAAUACCGGCUACCGUAUGUUGUUUCUUCUCUUUGCCUGACAUGUUACGUGUAUCAUUUCUAGUCCUUACAGCAAGCCCAGAAUGUAGGAAAUACUAUUCAGGAUGGAUGAGAAGCAGAAAGGUGAAGAGAUAUAAGCCUUUAGUUAGUAAGUGUGGAGUCAGGCUGCAAACCCAGAUGGAUCUGACUCUGGAGUCCACUACACCAGCUUCCAGAAACCCAGGUCUAAAAGGAGGCGAAGGAGGUAGAUCCCUGUGUAGAAUGAUGGCCAGGGGUGGUGGGCCAGGCAGGGGACCCAUGUGUCCUUCUGGGUUCUGUUCUCUCCACCUUGGCAGCGUCAGAGCCAGGACCCAGGAACCCAGGCUUCCCGGAGCUGGUGCUGGCCUCUUGGCUCCCAGCAGCCCCUCACAGAGCCGACUCAGGACCUGGGAGCUCCUGAAUCAAAAGAGUGGAGGAAAGGGGUCUCAUUCUCUCCCGCUCCCUGCAAGUAGCUUUGGUUUACGUUACGUUUCAUCACCGUGCCCGGGUGGUUGAUGAAUUUCACAGAAGCGCUGGUUGACAAGCAAACGCGUUUGGGAAUCAAACGGUGGCAUUUAGAGCCACUUUGUCCGUCCUCGGGAAGGUCCCCAGGGGCUGAAGCCCCUGUGCGUGUCUGACAUGCUGGCUUCAGAUCACGUGUUAAAAUGACACAGAGAGACGUACGGAGUGGAGUUGCAGGGACACCUGGUUUGUAAGCAGAUUCCAAGUUGGAACCAUGAGAUGUGACUCACGUGAAGAUGGGCUCCAGCAAGAGGUGUCCCUUUCCAGCAGACGCACCUGGGACUGGCCAUGGCAGGAGCCCAGCCACACACACCCACUCUGGGUCCCAGCAUCGCUGGGCUUGGCGGGAGAGGACCAGUCCAGACGAACCCACUCUCAUGCUCAUCUCUCUCUCUCUCUCUCCGGAAGCAAAUGCAGGAUGCUCUUCGGCUGCCCCCACCCCCUUAUUACACUCCUCUGAGACCACCCAGUAGACGCCUCCUCCAGCCCUGUCACCUGUGUCCCUCCCCGUGUCCCAUUGUGAAGUCCCAGGAGAUGACCGAGGAGCACUCUGCUGUGCGUUACCCUUCCCCACCUCUGGCAUUUUCGUGCCACCUCCAGAGGCUUGGAAGCAACCAGGGCAGACUAGGCCCUUCACCCACCAUCCAUACCAUGUACCCACCGCCAUCCCAUGAAGAAAAAAAAAAAAGUAAAACAAAAAUUAAAAAAAAAAUCUUUUGUACAGAGAUAUAUUUUUAUUAUACAAAGUUUGUACAGUACCAAAAAAAAGAAAGAAAAAAAAGGUGUACAAUUUUUUUUCAUUAUUGUAGGUAAACGGUAGUGGAAGCCUUUUUUUGUAAAUGUAAUAAAAUGUAUAAAUAUGGUUUUCAGAAAACAUCAAGUGCUGUAAAUAUGUAAUCUACACACCUUCUUGGCUUGUCUGCAGUAUAUACAUUUAAUUUAUCUGUCUCUGUAUAUGAGGCUUCCCCCUGGGGCCCUGCACUAUGGUACUUUCCUGAAUUUGAAAGCAAUUUUAAAUUUUUUGAAUUCAAAUAAAAUAUAAAUUUUU
Messenger RNA from Sus scrofa (pig), 13458 nucleotides. It is a transcript of the gene CSMD2, whose product is annotated as CUB and Sushi multiple domains 2. Gene Ontology annotation, biological process: zymogen activation. Gene Ontology annotation, molecular function: serine-type endopeptidase activity. Gene Ontology annotation, cellular component: blood microparticle. NCBI's taxonomy places the organism in Eukaryota, Metazoa, Chordata, Mammalia, Artiodactyla, Suidae. The record is from RefSeq and is a predicted model, not a curated record.